Chlorocebus sabaeus (green monkey) is the source of this 330-nucleotide messenger RNA. Lineage: Eukaryota; Metazoa; Chordata; Mammalia; Primates; Cercopithecidae. The record is from RefSeq and is a predicted model, not a curated record.
AUGGAGGAACCGGAGAUGCAGCUCAAGGGGAAGAAAGUCACGGACACAUUCACUGAGAGCAUCUGCGUCCUGGCGAAUGAGCCAUCGGUGGCCCUGUACCGGCUGCAGGAGCACGUGCGCCGCUCCUUCCCGGAGCUGGCCCAGCGCCAGGUAGCCAUGCAGCGUUGGGAGGUGCAGAGCCAGGGAGCCAUCUACACCGCGGAGUACCCCCGCAGCGCCGGGAAGAAGUUGGUGGACAGCAGCGUCUACUUCCGCAGCGUGGAAGGUCUGCUCAAACAGGCCAUCAGCAUCCGAGACCAUAUGAAUGCCAGUGCCCAGGGCCACAGGUAG